Messenger RNA from Sesamum indicum (sesame), 3750 nucleotides. It is a transcript of the gene EDD1, whose product is annotated as glycine-tRNA ligase. NCBI's taxonomy places the organism in Eukaryota, Viridiplantae, Streptophyta, Magnoliopsida, Lamiales, Pedaliaceae. Gene Ontology annotation, cellular component: mitochondrion; cytoplasm; chloroplast stroma. Gene Ontology annotation, biological process: glycyl-tRNA aminoacylation. Gene Ontology annotation, molecular function: ATP binding; glycine-tRNA ligase activity. The record is from RefSeq and is a predicted model, not a curated record.
CACCCCCCCUCCACACCAGCCUUCUUCACCCCGUCCACUCACACAGAAUCCGCUCUGGAAUGGGUAUACUAUCACUGCCGCUGGUGACGGCCAUUCUCAAGAAACCACCGAAGAGCUGCAGCCGCCACCUUUCCUUCCUCUUAACCGGAGGCCAGAGGAUCAAUCGCGGUUCGUCCCUCGUAUUCCGGCCGAAGCGCUUCUCAUCCGGCGCCCAUUCUUCUUCUUCUGUUUCCACGCCGGUGGAGCAGGACAACCAGAAACCAUCGUCAUCGUUGUCAUCAUCUGCUCUCACUUUCCAGCAAGCCAUUCAGCGUCUCCAGGAAUAUUGGGCCUCCGUUGGAUGUGCUGUGAUGCAAUGCAGCAAUACUGAGGUUGGAGCUGGAACUAUGAAUCCUCUUACAUUUUUAAGGGUUCUUGGUCCAGAACCGUGGAAUGUUGCGUAUGUGGAACCUAGUAUCCGGCCAGAUGAUAGUCGUUAUGGUGAAAACCCUAACAGACUUCAAAGGCAUACCCAAUUCCAGGUGAUAUUGAAGCCUGAUCCAGGGAAUUCACAAGACUUGUUCAUUCGAAGUUUAUCUGCCUUAGGUAUUAAUGUUAAUGAUCAUGACAUUCGUUUUGUCGAGGACAACUGGGAGAGCCCGGUUUUAGGCGCCUGGGGACUGGGAUGGGAAAUUUGGAUGGAUGGAAUGGAGAUUACUCAAUUCACAUACUUCCAGCAGGCUGGAAGUCUUCAAUUGAUGCCUGUCUCGGUUGAGAUUACCUAUGGUCUUGAAAGAAUCCUUAUGUUGCUUCAGGGAGUUGAUCAUUUCAAGAAAAUACAAUAUGCUGAUGGAAUAGCAUAUGGAGAGCUUUUUCUGGAAAAUGAGAAGGAAAUGAGUGCAUAUUAUUUGGAGCAUGCCAGUGUAGAUCACAUUCACAAUCAUUUUGAUCUAUUUGAGACUGAAGCUCGUCGUUUGCUUGACUCAGGCCUUGCAAUUCCAGCGUAUGAUCAGCUUUUAAAGACAUCUCAUGCCUUCAAUGUCUUGGAUUCCAGAGGAUUUGUGGGAGUAACAGAACGUGCUCGUUAUUUUGGUCGUAUGCGUAGUUUAGCACGUCAAUGUGCACAACUCUGGUUGAAGACAAGGGAAUCUCUUGGGCACCCCUUGGGUCUUGCUUCUCAACCUGAGCAUCUUGGCUUUCAGAAAGAAGACAUAGAGGAAAUAAAGAAAAGGGUUUCCUCAGAACCCCGAGCCUUUGUUCUCGAAAUUGGGACAGAGGAGUUGCCGCCAAAUGAUGUGGUGAAUGCUUGCAAUCAACUCAAAGAUCUCGUCAAGCAUUUGCUCGAAAAGCAAAGAUUGAGUCAUGGAGAAGUUAAGACAUGUGGAACACCACGCAGACUUGUGGUUCAUGUCCAUAACCUAUGUGAUAAGCAGGUAGCUAAUCAAGUUGAGGUUCGGGGACCUCCAGCAUCAAAGGCAUUUGAUCAGCAAGGGAAUCCUACCAAGGCUGCUGAAGGUUUUUGCCGCAGAAAUGGAGUGCCUUUAAGCUCCUUGUACAGAAGGGUUGAAGGUAAAACAGAAUAUGUCUAUGUUCGUGCCAUGGAGCCAUCACGUCUUGCCCUGGAGGUUUUAUCUGAAGAGUUACCUACGAGCCUAAGUAAAAUAUCAUUCCCUAAGUCGAUGCGAUGGAACUCUGAGGUCAUGUUCAGUAGACCCAUCCGAUGGAUAUUAGCGCUGCAUGGAGAUGUAGUCGUUCCCUUCACAUUUGCUGGAGUUCUAAGUGGGGAUGUCUCUCAUGGACUCCGAAAUACUCCUUCAGCUACUAUUAAGGUAGAGAGUGCAGAAUCUUAUACUGAUUUGAUGCAAAAUGCUGGAAUAGCCAUCGAUGUUGAGCAACGCAAGAAGACAAUUGUGGAGAAGUCUACUUCCAUCGUCAAAAGUAUUAAUGGUUCUGUUGUAAUGCAAAGUGGUUUGCUUGAUGAGGUCGUAAAUCUUGUUGAAGCACCUCAUCCAGUUCUUGGCAAGUUUAGUGAGUCUUUCCUAAAGCUUCCAAAAGACCUCCUGAUAAUGGUUAUGCAGAAACAUCAGAAAUAUUUUGCAAUAACCGAUCAGGACGGAAAACUAUUGCCAUAUUUUAUUGCUGUUGCAAAUGGACCAAUUAAUGAAAUGGUUGUGAGGAAAGGAAAUGAAGCUGUGCUCAGGGCUAGGUAUGAAGAUGCAAAAUUCUUCUAUGAGUUGGACACGAGUAAGAGAUUCUCUGAAUUUCGGGACCAAUUGAAAGGGAUCCUUUUCCAUGAAAAGCUGGGGACAAUGCUGGACAAGAUGACACGUGUACAAGGUCUGGUCACUGAGGUGGGCUUGUCGUUGGGGGUAACUGAAGAUACGCUCCAAGUCAUUAAGGACGCUGCAUCAUUAGCAAUGUCAGAUCUUUCAUCUUCAGUUGUGACAGAAUUUACCUCCCUUGCUGGGGUAAUGGCGCGACACUAUGCUCUUAGAGAUGGCUAUUCAGAGCAGAUUGCUGAGGCACUGUUUGAAAUUACGCUUCCACGAUUUUCGGGAGAUAUAGUUCCAAAAACUGAUGCUGGAACAAUAUUGGCAAUAGCAGAUAGGUUGGAUAGCCUUGUAGGAUUGUUUGCUGCUGGUUGUCAGCCGACCUCCACCAAUGAUCCCUUUGGCCUGCGAAGAAUCUCUUACGGUCUAGUGCAACUGUUAGUAGAUACCAAGAGGAAUUUGGAGCUAAGGCAUGCUCUUGAACUUGCUGCUGCAGUUCAGCCCGUGAAAGUAGAAGCACAAAUAAUAGAUGAUGUACAUCAAUUUGUGACAAGGAGACUUGAACAACUUUUGAUGGAUCAAGGAGUGAGUCCAGAAGUAGUCCGUUCUGUUCUAGCACAGCGUGCAAAUCGGCCUUAUCUGGCAGCAAAGUCUGCAUAUAAAAUGAAAGCUUUGUCAGAAGGUGAGCUGCUGCCCAAAAUUAUUGAGGCAUAUUCUCGCCCAACGAGAAUUGUUCGUGGAAAGGAUGUUGCUGAUGAUCUGGAGGUGGAUGAGGCAGUCUUUGAGACAAAGGAAGAGAGAGCUUUAUGGAGCACAUUUACAUUGUUGAGGAGUAAAAUUCAUCCUGACAUGGAAGUGGAUGAUUUUGUUGAAGCAUCUUUACCUCUACUACAACCGCUCGAGGAUUUCUUCAAUCAUGUAUUUGUUAUGGUGGAAGACGAAAGAAUCAGAAUGAACAGGCUCGCACUCCUGCGAAAAAUUUCAGAUCUUCCAAAGGGAAUAGCAGACCUCUCAAUUUUGCCAGGUUUCUGAGAAUUGUUACUUUCAAUUUAGAAAAGAUAAAAAAAAUUGAGUUUGACGCCAUAGAAGUGGCAAGGAAGAGGAAGGUGAGAACAACGGAGCACCAAUCAGCACACUGGUUUCUCAUAGGUUGGAAACACAAGUAAAUAUUGUGUGGAAUAUUAGUCUGCAUGGAGCUGAGAUCCAACCAGGGCCGUCUUUCGUUCAAUCCAUUUCAUGCCAGCCCUCUUGCACAAGGAAUGAGUAAAUGGUGGUUGUUAUAAGAGUCGGCUUUUCAGAUGAAGCUGUCAUUCUUUCUAGGCUCAGUUUUGGUGUUGGAUUUUGAGUCGAACUCGUGUAUAUUACUUGUAAGAGAAGUAUUUGAGUGUAUCUUUAAGAGGAUCAUAGUAGAAGAUUUUCUUUUUGCAAGGAUUUAUAAUAGGAACUGUUAAAAAAUAAUAUGGGCUUUAUUUAUAGUAGGAAUUAAAUUUGUACCAGUUAA